Molecule: messenger RNA, 1397 nt
Organism: Sphaeramia orbicularis (orbiculate cardinalfish)
Lineage: Eukaryota; Metazoa; Chordata; Actinopteri; Kurtiformes; Apogonidae
Product: rho GTPase-activating protein 22
Exons: 2
Coding region: 124-945 (273 amino acids)
Source: RefSeq, a predicted model, not a curated record
AGCUACUGCAGCUGGAGAGGAGGACAGGGCUGGGAAACAGAGCCGGGCGUAAACAGGACACGAGGAGGAAAGAGAGGAGGAGGAGAGCAGGGAAUAAGGUGGAGAGAAGAGGACAGAACUCAUAUGAACCAGAGUCCGAGUCCAUCGCAGAGUACGGAGCACAGGAGUGCUCUGUCUCUGUACGAUAACCUCCCUGAAGCUGUCACUCCUGACAAUCUCCAGGGGGUCUUUUCCAUGGAAACAGGCUUCCAGGAGCACUUGCGGGAACAGAUGUACCAAGCAUGGGCCCCUGAGCAGAGCCAGAGCCUGAUGGAGACUGAGAAGGAGAGUAUGGAGAGGAGCCCGUGGUCGUCCUGUGAGAUCAUUCUUUCUGGCAGUGGUUCAAUUAACCACGACCAGAAUCCAGACCAAGAAAACAAGCCAGAACAGGAACCAGAGCUGGACUCAGGAUCUUGUGUAUUUAAGCAGGAGGACCCCGUGCAGCUCCUCCGUCACCCGGUGUCACCCCUUCAGCUGUGCCAAACUGGGUGCCAGAUGUUGUGGCCCCCAGAUGAAGCCCAGCCUCCAGAGCAGACACCCUGGGUGGCCAGGGUGCCCCCUCCUGUACCCCUGGCUGACCCCUCGGCCAGCGCACUCCGCAGCCUCCUCACCAGCCUCCAGCAGCAGAUAGUCCGACAGAGGGAGGAGUACGAGGAACGCAUUAUAAGCCUGGAGCAAAGAAACGAAGAGCUGCAGGUCGAGGUAAUUCGGUUGAAAACAAACCUUGCACAGCAACGUCACUGGUACCAAAUUGUCCAGGCUAAGAUUGUGGAGUCUGAAAAGGCUCGGGUGGCAGCAGAAGAACGCAACACAACUCUGCAGAAGGAGAUGGAACAGUUCUUUGACACCUUUGGAGAGCUCAACAAUGAGGCCAAGAAGACUGAGUACAUUGUCAAGAGCUUUUGAGAAAGAAUAUGUGAAUUUUGUGAUGUUAUGAACAGUGUGUGUAAAGUGUAGUGUGGUCUGUACCUGUGCAGAAACAUGUCCCUGUGCAGCUGUUAUCUGUCCCUGAAGAAUGUGGGAAACACGCAAAAAUGAAGGUGAGAAAAUGAAUCACUGAUGUCCACUUUAUUAGUUGCGUAAGGGUAAAAUGUUUGCCAAGUGAUAAUAUUAUGGUCAUUGCAAUCACACAGGACAUCUCUGAAAAAUAAAAGAACCAAACGAAUCCAAAAUGUGAGAUGUUCUGUACAAGUGUGUACAAUGAAGCUUGUUUCAAACAUGGUAAACACACAGGAUGUUCUGAGGACUGGGACUCUCAGUCCUGACCCAAUCAGACUUUUUUUUUUAGAGUGAACUGACCACUCCUCGGAUCAUUUAAGGCAUGACUGACACAAUAAGGUCAUGUUGUUUUUUUUUGU